UCCGAUUGGUCGCCACGCAUGCGCAGGCAAGCGCUUGUGCGAAUGCUGAAACAACGCUAGCACGUUUCCUUCGUACAGUAUGACUCGCUUCGUUUCAGUCGUAUUUGGUGUGUCCACGUUUAAUCGGCAGCCUGCCAGUGUAUCCAGAAGACCGACGUUCGAUAAAUAAUUGCCAGUAGCCAUGGAUGAGGAAUGGGAUGUAGAUAAUGUCGAAGCGAAAUUUGAUCUCGCCAUGAGAUCAAACAAGUGGGAAGGUGAAGACGAGGAGGAGGAAGUUAAGGAUAGCUGGGAAGAUGUUGAAGAGGAGAAGAAAGAUAUAGAGAAACCAGCAGAUGUACCAAAAGCAAAGCCAAAACCUAAAAAGGCAUUGGCUGAAAGAAUUGAGGAGCGUGAGAAAAAGGCAAGAGAAGAAGCAGAGCAGAAAGCAAAAGAGAAGGAAGAGGCUCUUACACCGGAAGAGAGGCGAGCUGAGGUGUUAAGGCGCCAGAGGUUGCAAGAAGAGGCAGAUUUACGACUGGCGAUGGAAACUUUCGGUACAGGAGAAGAGUUAGGUGAUUCAAUCGAUGCCAUGGCACCCGACACAAAAGAGGAAUUCGAUCAAUUUGGUGCUGUUCUUUCACAAAAAAUUAAUCAAUUUAGCAAACACGCAGACUUCCCAUACUUUGCAGAGGAGCUUAUAAAGUCCAUUGCUCUCAAUUUAUCUUCAAAUUGUUUAAAGAAAGUGAAAACUACAAUUGACAACUUGCUCAUUGAAAAGCAAAAAAUGGAGAAAUCGGACAAAGCAAAGAAAAGCAAGGGAAAAGGAAAGGCUAAGCUCAAAAUUGAGGGAGAAAAUAAUUUAUUAAGCGAGUAUGGUGAUUAUGUAUAUGACGAAUUUAACGAUUUUAUGUAGCGACUUUUCAUAUGUUCAAUAUUCUAGUCGCCUAAGAUACUUGCAGGAGAAAAUUGAUUUGCAAAUUUAUACAAAGAUUUUAUAUUUGCAAAAUGUACACACACACAACAGUUUAUCUAUACUCCAUGAUAUCGUUUACGUGACGUAACGAGUUGAAAAUAGGAAUGAAAACUAGUAAGAAAAAUAAUACCGAUGAACAUGGUUAGAAAACACACUUUUUAACAAUUAUACGAUAAUGUAGCACUCGGAUGUUUUCUGCAGUUUUCCCAGAACAGUUGGACAUUAAAUAAUUUACCUGUUGAGUUUGGUCAGAUUUUUAUCUAUAUGUCUGUCAUCAUUAAACUCUGUCUGAUAUUAAAACUUCUGUUUCCUUGUUUUGUAGUCACCGCUGAUUGAAGCAAAAAGAUGUAUGCCUAAAAUUCCUGUGAAACAAUUAUUAACAGAGGCAGCAAUUAUUAACUGACUAAUGAGACAAUUAAUCAGAAUAAUAAAUCAGUUGAUUUUUACGAGGAAUUUUAUGGCUAUUGAUUAUUAUUAUUAUUAUUAUUAUUAUUAUUUUGAGUAUUCCGAUCUGCUCCUGACGUUAUCGAUCUGAAACUACAGCAAGGAGCCAGAAGCUUUAAAAUCAAUGACAAUUUUAAUAAAAUUUAAGAGCAUAUAGUGGAAAAUAUGUUCUGAGUGAUGUUCGUGCGAUUCUCCGAUUUAUCAGCAGAAGAUUGUAUUAAGAGUAGCAGGGGAUGAAAAGUAUUACAUUACAUUUGAUUUACAAUCCCAAGCUGUUAAAAAACUUACAUGUGUCUUUAUAUAAGCGUCAUUGCAGAUUAAAUCGUGUAAUUACAUUAUGGAAGUUUUAUAUAACACAGCUUAUAUACAUACAGCUUAUAUACUUUUACCGAAAAUUGGUUACAAGUUGGUUUUGCAAAGAGUAUAUUCCUAAAUAAAGGUUGAUUAUAAAUUA
Molecule: messenger RNA, 1850 nt
Organism: Harpegnathos saltator (Jerdon's jumping ant)
Lineage: Eukaryota; Metazoa; Arthropoda; Insecta; Hymenoptera; Formicidae
Gene: eIF3j
Product: eukaryotic translation initiation factor 3 subunit J
Exons: 6
Coding region: 182-892 (236 amino acids)
Cellular component (GO): cytoplasm; eukaryotic translation initiation factor 3 complex
Molecular function (GO): translation initiation factor activity
Source: RefSeq, a predicted model, not a curated record